Molecule: messenger RNA, 873 nt
Organism: Pocillopora damicornis (cauliflower coral)
Lineage: Eukaryota; Metazoa; Cnidaria; Anthozoa; Scleractinia; Pocilloporidae
Product: DNA fragmentation factor subunit alpha
Biological process (GO): regulation of apoptotic process; apoptotic process
Source: RefSeq, a predicted model, not a curated record
UAUCCCGUCUGAACAGUUUCUUCUAUUCGACUGAAUACCGAAAGAACCUGGGAGCUAGUUUGAAAUUUGAUAAUAGACUGGGGAGUGGAAUUGAAACAUGGUGCACAAGUUGAAGUGAAAUAUAACCUAUCCAUGCACUAAUGGAAGAAAAGCGACGUAAACCGUUUAAAGUUUGCAAUUCAGAGCGAACAAAAACUCAAGGAAUUGUCGCAGAAAGCCUAAACGAACUCAAGGAAAGGGGAAGGUCAAAGUUGGGGAUAGCAGCAGGGAACUGCCGAGUAUUUCUUGACAGUGAUGGAACAGAGAUCGACGAUGAAGAAUAUUUUAGCUUCCUGGAAGAUCAAACUAAACUUAUGAUUGUUUGUGACGGGGAUGAUUGGACAGCUGGCUUGCAGAAUUUUAGCUGUAGUCAAGGAAGUAGAGAAUAUAGUAUCAGCAGUGUAGGGGCAAGUUUGGAGACCAAUGAAAGCAUGGAAUUUGACAGGACAGAUGCAGGAGAAAUGACAGAUGACAUUCCAGCUGAUCUUCUCAUAAGAAUUAAAAAUGAUCCUGCCUUUUUUAUCUCAUUUUCUGAUGAAAGACUCCAAGUUGUGAUUAAUAUCGAAACCGAUUCACUUGCCACUGUUUUGGGGAAAAGUGUUAUUGAAGCUGAACAUAUUAGGGAAGCAUGCCAGCAAGAACUGGACCGAAGGAUACAACUAAGGGAAGCUACACAGUUAUUGAAACUUUACCAAAGAGCUCAACAAAAUCAAGAAUCUAAAAAUGAGUCACAAAGUGCAGGAAAUAAGCGAUUUCGGGCUACAACUGAGUGACAUGUCCUAUACCCUAGAGCAUACCCUACUCCUUUUCAAAAUAAAACAUUUCUAUCAAGUA